This is a messenger RNA of Camellia sinensis, 1070 nucleotides long. RefSeq names its product aquaporin TIP1-2. Gene Ontology annotation, cellular component: membrane. NCBI's taxonomy places the organism in Eukaryota, Viridiplantae, Streptophyta, Magnoliopsida, Ericales, Theaceae. Gene Ontology annotation, molecular function: water channel activity. Gene Ontology annotation, biological process: transmembrane transport; water transport. The record is from RefSeq and is a predicted model, not a curated record.
UGAUCAAGGAAGCUAAACAUAGAGACAGAGAGAAGAGCAAGCAAAAAAAGGGCAUUUUGCAAAUAGUUCUCUAUUAGCUAGAGAAGGGUAAAGGAGAGUAGAGUGUUAAAAAAAAAAAGAAAAAAAUGCCAAUUUACAGAAUAGCUGUGGGGACGCCGAGAGAGGCGAGCCACCCCGACGCUCUCAAGGCGGCGUUGGCGGAGUUCAUCUCCAUGCUCAUUUUUGUUUUUGCAGGAGAAGGGUCCGGCAUGGCUUUCAAUAAGCUGACGGAUAACGGGUCGACCACUCCGGCUGGGCUUGUAGCUGCAGCAUUGGCUCACGCGUUCGCUCUUUUUGUGGCGGUUUCGGUAGGUGCAAACAUUUCAGGGGGUCAUGUGAACCCUGCUGUGACAUUCGGUGCCUUCCUCGGUGGCAACAUAACACUGUUGAGAGGCAUUCUGUAUUGGAUUGCACAGUGUUUGGGUUCAAUUGUCGCUUGCUUGCUUCUCAAAUUUGCCACUGGUGGAUUGGAAACAUCUGCAUUUUCCCUCUCGAUUGGCGUCUCCGUAUGGAACGCAUUAGUCUUCGAGAUCGUGAUGACAUUCGGCCUAGUCUAUACUGUCUACGCCACGGCAGUUGAUCCGAAGAAGGGCAAUGUGGGGAUUAUAGCACCAAUCGCAAUUGGUUUCAUUGUGGGUGCAAACAUUUUAGCAGGUGGUGCCUUUGAUGGUGGGUCCAUGAACCCAGCAGUGUCUUUUGGUCCAGCCGUGGUCAGCUGGACAUGGGCCAACCACUGGGUCUAUUGGCUCGGACCACUCAUUGGAGCUGCCAUUGCAGCCCUUGUCUAUGAUAACAUCUUCAUCGGUGACAAUGCACAUGAAGCACUACCCACCGCGGAUUAUUAGAAAAGUUUCUAGGUGCUCUUUGAUUUCUUGAUGCAAAAUCAUGUUUUAGUUGUUUUGUGUUGUAAUUUUCUCUUCCUUUUUUAUUUAAGGAGGUAGGUGUGUGUUUAUUGGUUGUUGUUGUUGCUCGAAUCAAUGAAAAUGUCUUGUUUGUUUGUUUUGCUAUUAUAUAUUAUUCCAGUUUUUCUC